Lotus japonicus is the source of this 1357-nucleotide messenger RNA. RefSeq names its product quinone-oxidoreductase QR2-like. The record is from RefSeq and is a predicted model, not a curated record. Gene Ontology annotation, molecular function: NAD(P)H dehydrogenase (quinone) activity; FMN binding. The transcript has 5 exons. Bases 250 to 1101 code for a protein of 283 amino acids. Lineage: Eukaryota; Viridiplantae; Streptophyta; Magnoliopsida; Fabales; Fabaceae.
AGGAGAGAUGGGAAAUCAGAAACAGAAGUGGACACUGCCAAGUCCCUGCGAUGAACUCCCAUCCAUUAAACUGCCAAAUAACUAACUAUCUAACGGCUAACUGACAAGCUUACUGAACUAACCGCCUUACAAAUUGAUAGUCACGCAAUUGGUGUGUGGCACUGAAUUCAAACUAUAAAUACACGUUUUGCUUCCCGCUAUUUUCACAAUCACCAACCGUCAACAAUUCAGCAGAGAAAGAAAGAAAGAAUGCAAACAACAGCAGAGAGCAGCAGGAAGAGGCCGAGAGAAGAUGGAGGAUCAUCGUCAAUGGCUGCGGAAGGUCAAGAAGUUUCAUCAUCUUCAGCGUCUGUGGACGAAGCCGCAUCAUCAUCAUCUUCAUGUCCUGCUGCUGCGAAAGAAGCAUCAUCAUCAUCAUCUUCAUGUCCUGCUGCUGCGCAAGAAGGACCAUCAAAUCCUGUGAGAGUUUUCAUAGUGUUUUACCCGAUGCAUGGUCAAGUGGAGAGACUAGCAAGGAGAAUACUCGACGGGGUUCAUUCUGUACAAGGUGUUGAGGCAAAACUAUGGGCGGUACCUGAGCCACUGGCAGCUGAGCUAAGAGCACCAACCGAGAGUGAUGUAUCAACCAUCACCGCAGACGAAUUCCUGAAGGCUGAUUGUGUACUCUUUGGCUUCCCAGCAAGGUUUGGAAUGAUGGCUUCUCAGUUCAAAGCCUUUCUAGAAACUACUGAACUUAUUGCGAAAGAAACCUAUCUUGCAACCAAGCCUGCUGGCAUCUUCUACAGCAGCAAUACCCCAGGCAGUGGCCAAGAGACUGCAGCGCUCACUGCUGUAACUCAGCUGGCUCAUCUUGGAAUGAUAUUGGUUCCGAUUGGAUAUCCAUCGGAUAUGAACGUGUUUCAGCCACAGGGAGGACACCUCAUGGAAGUGAAAGGUGGAAGUCCAUAUGGUACAGGAACUUAUACUGGUGUUGAUGGUUCUAAACAGCCAACUCCGCGUGAAUUGGAUUCAGCAUUCCGUCAAGGAAGAAAUACUGCCAAGAUCGCAAAGCAGCUCAAGGAUUGUGGCUUUUCUCAGAGAUGUAUGGAAGAUAUCUGGUGAUUGAUAUUUGCUUUACAAGUUUCUUGGUGUUUCUCUCUCAUAUAUUAGGCCAAGAAAUACUUGUUACUGGUCCCCUUUCACGAAUGUAAUGAUGGCAGAUUGAAAGAUUAAUCUGCAAGUAAACUUCUAAUUUCUUGUUACAAUACUGUUAGUAGAUUAGUUUGUUAGCAUAUUGUUAGAAACUGUAGCAUUUAGUUACUGAAUUAGUUAGUUCAGUAAGUAUGAACACUUGUGUGUAAAGAGAUGCUAUAGUUUG